CGCGCCGCGCCAUGGCCCAGCAGCAGAUGAGCAGCUCGCAGAAGGCGCUGAUGCUGGAGCUGAAGUCGCUGCAGGAGGAGCCGGUGGAGGGCUUCCGCAUCACCCUGGUCGACGAGUCCGACCUCUACAACUGGGAGGUGGCGAUCUUCGGGCCCCCCAACACCCUCUACGAGGGCGGGUACUUCAAGGCUCACAUUAAAUUUCCUAUUGACUAUCCAUAUUCACCACCUACCUUCAGAUUCCUGACCAAAAUGUGGCACCCCAACAUCUAUGAGAAUGGAGAUGUAUGUAUUUCAAUUCUUCAUCCACCUGUAGAUGACCCACAAAGUGGAGAGCUGCCAUCAGAGAGGUGGAACCCUACCCAAAAUGUCAGGACUAUCUUACUGAGUGUAAUCUCUUUGCUUAAUGAGCCCAACACAUUCUCUCCUGCCAACGUGGAUGCGUCAGUCAUGUUCAGGAAAUGGAGGGACAGUAAAGGAAAAGACAAGGAGUAUGCUGAAAUCAUAAGGAAACAGGUUUUGGCUACCAAAGCCGAAGCAGAGAAGGAUGGUGUGAAGGUCCCCACUACGCUGGCAGAGUACUGCAUCAAAACUAAAGUGCCUUCCAAUGACAACAGUUCAGAUUUGCUUUAUGACGACUUGUAUGAUGACGACAUUGAUGAUGAAGAUGAGGAGGAGGAGGAUGCCGACUGUUACGAUGAUGAUGAUUCUGGCAACGAGGAGUCGUGACCUGCUCCCUCUAUGCCCCUGUACUGCCCUGCCGACUCAGGCCAGAAGGGAGCAGCGGUAACCUAGCAGCAGUCCAGCAAAAAAGUGUGGGGGGGGAUCAAAAAAAACUUUUUGUCUCCUGCUGUCUCCUGUUGUAUGGAUCUGUUUGCUCCUUUUUUAUGGACCUCUUAGAGACCCUCCACAGAAUGUCUGAAUUCUUGCAUUCUUAACCCUUUCAUCACUGUAUUAUGAUUUCUUUUUAAAAAAGAAACUCCCCUUUUCACUUCUCUACAAAACGCUCACAGCGAAACAGGUUUGCUCGUGUUUAGAUUCUUGAAUUAAAUACAGUCUUGCAUUGA
Molecule: messenger RNA, 1066 nt
Organism: Gymnogyps californianus (California condor)
Lineage: Eukaryota; Metazoa; Chordata; Aves; Accipitriformes; Cathartidae
Gene: UBE2R2
Product: ubiquitin conjugating enzyme E2 R2
Exons: 5
Coding region: 12-728 (238 amino acids)
Biological process (GO): protein polyubiquitination; ubiquitin-dependent protein catabolic process
Molecular function (GO): ubiquitin conjugating enzyme activity
Source: RefSeq, a predicted model, not a curated record